GUCUCUUCCUCCCCCACGAUCUCAGGGAUCUGGAUCCUCCCCUGCCGGCUCGCGGGCCGUGCUUUGGCGGCCUGCGGGCCCUGAACCUGACCCCUUCUCUUCCUAUCCACGCAAAUCGUUCAUCCGGCUUCUUCUUCCCCAAUACUUGGAAUCUGACCCCCUUCUACCUAAUUCCACUGAUCCUGCCCCUAAUAAACCUACAUUCAGACCCUAAAACAAUGGGCUGACUUUUGCUUCCUUGCCAAGGGUGCAGGCUACCUCCCCAACGGUAACGGGGAUAACUUAUUGCCGCUCAUUUCCCCACCAUACCCUCUCUCGCCCCAAUCCCAGUCCGGCCUCCCUUUUUAAAAUAACAGAUCUGGGCUCCCAGACCCCUGGCAUCUCAGCACCGACGCUGCCUUUCCCACCUGGCUCCUCCAGUGCACCCUACCCAUGUCUUCCAUCUGUAGGUCCCCGGCCUGGGAAAGGAUGGCCCCGCGACCCCCAAGAGGCCUGGUCCCAGCUCUGGUCUGGGGCCUGAGCCUCUUCUGCAGCCUCCCAGGCCCAGUUUGGCUCCAGCCCUCUCCGCCUCCCCAGUCUUCGCCCCCAACCGAGCCCCAUCCGUGUCAUACCUGUCGGGGACUGGUCGACAGCUUCAACAAGGGCCUGGAGAGAACCAACCGGGACAACUUUGGAGGUGGAAAUACUGCCUGGGAAGAAGAGAAGUUGUCCAAAUACAAAGACAGUGAGACCCGCCUGGUAGAAGUGCUUGAGAACGUGUGCAGCAAGUCGGACUUUGAGUGCCAUCGCCUGUUGGAGCUGAGCGAGGAGCUGGUGGAGAGUUGGUGGUUUCACAAGCAGCAGGAAGCCCCAGACCUCUUCCAGUGGCUCUGCUCAGAUUCCCUGAAGCUCUGCUGUCCCUCAGGCACCUUCGGGCCCUCCUGCCUUCCCUGUCCCGGGGGUACAGAGAAGCCCUGCGGUGGCUACGGGCAUUGUGAAGGGGAAGGGACUCGAGGGGGCAGCGGGCACUGUGACUGCCAAGCCGGCUAUGGGGGUGAGGCCUGUGGCCAAUGCAGCCUCGGCUACUUUGAGGUGGAGCGCAACGCCAGCCAUCUGGUAUGUUCGGCUUGCUUUGGCCCCUGUGCCCGCUGCUCAGGACCUGAGGAAUCAAACUGUUUACAGUGCAAGAGGGGCUGGGCCCUGCAUCACCUCAAGUGUGUAGAUAUUGACGAGUGUGGCACAGAGCGAGCCAACUGUGGAGCCGACCAAUUCUGCGUGAACACGGAGGGCUCCUAUGAGUGCCGAGACUGUGCCAAGGCCUGCCUGGGCUGCAUGGGGGCAGGGCCAGGCCGCUGUAAGAAGUGUAGCCCUGGCUACCAGCAGGUGGGCUCCAAGUGUCUCGAUGUGGACGAGUGUGAGACAGAGGUGUGUCCCGGAGAGAAUGAGCAAUGUGAGAACACCGAGGGCAGUUACCGUUGUGUCUGUGCUGAGGGCUACAAACAGAUUGAGGGCAUCUGUGUGAAGGAGCAGAUCCCAGAGUCAGCGGGCUUCUUCUCAGAGAUGACAGAGGAUGAGCUGGUGGUGCUGCAGCAGAUGUUCUUCGGUGUCAUCAUCUGUGCACUGGCCACGCUGGCUGCCAAGGGUGAUUUGGUCUUUACCGCCAUCUUCAUUGGGGCUGUGGCGGCCAUGACUGGCUACUGGUUGUCAGAGCGCAGUGACCGGGUGCUGGAAGGCUUCAUCAAGGGCAGAUAAUCUCUGCCAUGCCUGCAGGAUCUCCUCCCACCAGGCUGCCUCCAGAAGCCAGGCCUCUCUUCUGCCUGGACACUCAAGGCGGCUGGCUUUAUUUUUGAGAGUAGGCUAAGUACCCCCUACCCACCUACGGAGCAGCCUAGGCACCCAGACCUGGGCAGGUGAGGCCCCUGGGAUGCGGAAGGAGCCCUAAAAAUGGAAGCCAUGGGAUCUUGGCCUUGAGGAGACUGGGCAGGCUUCAUAAUGUGUGUGGAUUUUAAGUGUCUCCUUAUGGUGGCUGCUAGUGAGCCUUGGCCCCUGCGCAGGAUGAGGGGAGUGGGCUCCUGCAGGGGUGAGUCCAUCAUAGCCUCCUCCUGCCAGCUGCAUGCUGCCAGCUCCUGUUCCAUAUUCACCUCCCCCAUUCCUCACCCCUCAGCCACUGAUUUAUUUAUUCAUCUCAGGAAAUAAAGAAGAUCUUGGAAAACGGA
Myotis myotis is the source of this 2195-nucleotide messenger RNA. It is a transcript of the gene CRELD1, whose product is annotated as cysteine rich with EGF like domains 1. The record is from RefSeq and is a predicted model, not a curated record. Gene Ontology annotation, molecular function: calcium ion binding. The transcript has 10 exons. Lineage: Eukaryota; Metazoa; Chordata; Mammalia; Chiroptera; Vespertilionidae. The coding region runs from base 433 to 1731 and encodes 432 amino acids.